AUGAAUAGAGAAGACUAUGUAAAAGAAGUUCAACGGCAAUUGGAUAAUGAUCAAUAUUAUGAGAAGGUACAAACUGACUUCUCACCUGCAGCUAUUCAGAACGUUAUCAAAUGUGUCGAAGAAAUUGAAAACAUCGAACCUAACAUUAGGAAUGAAUUUGAUGUUUUUCCAGAAAAUCUGAGGACCCCACAAUUUUACAUACUGCCAAAAAGCCAUAAAACUUUUGAUGAUAAUCUACCUCUUGGAUACCCUGGCCGACCUAUUGUGUCUGCAUAUGAUUCAUGCACGGAUCAUAUAUCUAAAUACGUUGACCAUAUUCUGCAACCAUUUGUGCAGUCCCUGCCGUCGUAUAUAAAAGACACAAAUGAUUUUAUUACAAAGCUUAAACAGCAUAAACUAAGCAACCAUAAAACAUUUCUAGUUACAUUGGAUGUUAAUUCUUUGUAUACAAAUAUCCCACACACUGAAGGUAUAGAAGCAUGCAAAUAUUUUUUGGAAAAAAGUAACUAUAAUGGUAGAUUGUCAGUGGACAGUGUAUGUAAACUUAUACAAACUGUAUUAGAAAACAACUUCUUCAAGUUUAAUAAUGAUAAUUAUCUACAAAAAACUGGGACAGCUAUGGGUAGUCCCAUGGCUCCAUCUUUUGCUUCCUUAUUCAUGGGUAAACUUGAACAAUCUUUUCUUAAUAGUUGUGAGUUGAAACCGGAUGUUUGGUUUAGAUUCUUGGAUGAUAUUUUCAUGCUCUGGAGUCAUUCUUUAGAUGAGCUUAAGAAAUUUAUUGAGUUGUUAAAUACAGUUCAUCCAAUGAUUAAGUUCACAUAUAACAUAUCUGAAUCUGAAGUAUCAUUUUUAGAUGUAGAUGUUAGUAUAGAUGAUGAACAUAACAUCAGCACCAAUGUACAUGUCAAACCUACCAAUAUUCACCAGUAUGUUGAUUAUAGUUCGUGCCAUCCUAAAGCAUGUAAGGAUGGUAUACCUUACAGUCAAGCUAAACGGUAUCGCCGAAUAUGUUCUGAUGAGAAUCAAUUUUUUGGUAAUAUCGAACAGCUUCGGCAACACUUCCUUGUUAGAAACUACCCAGAGUCUGUUAUUAAUACAGCAUUUGAGAAAGUUAUGUGUAUGUCACAAGAUGAUGCACUUAGAGCCUCUGUAAAACAAGAUCAAAAUAUUGUGCCUUUUGUAGUUGAGUACAACACAUCUCUUCCUAAUAUUGGCAACAUUAUUAACAAAUACUGGGAUUUACUUCAGCUGUCAGAUAAUCCUGCUGUUAAAAUGUUACAUUUGUGUAAUCCUACCAUGGCUUUUAAACGUCCUAAGAAUUUGAAGGACAUUCUAGUUAAAACUGACUUUCAUAUGUUGUCUGAUAGGAGUCAUACUUAUAUGGAGGAUACGUACUUACACGGAGGAUACUCACAUGCACGGAGGAUACUCUCUUACAUAGAGGAUUCUUAUUUGCACGGAGGAUACUCUCCUACAGAGGAGUCAUACUUAUAUGGAGGAUACGUACUUACACGGAGGAUACUCACAUGCACGGAGGAUACUCUCUUACAUAGAGGAUUCUUAUUUGCACGGAUGAUACUCUCCUACAGAGGAGUCAUACUUAUAUGGAGGAUACGUACUUACACGGAGGAUACUCACAUGUAA
Molecule: messenger RNA, 1644 nt
Organism: Mercenaria mercenaria
Lineage: Eukaryota; Metazoa; Mollusca; Bivalvia; Venerida; Veneridae
Exons: 2
Coding region: 1-1644 (547 amino acids)
Source: RefSeq, a predicted model, not a curated record